CCUAGACCUAGUAUGUAUUGUACCUAGUGUACCUAGUAAUUUUUACUAGGCCUCAAUUGGUCACGAGCCAACUCCAACAUCUUCAAUGUCUCUCUUUCUCUUUCUCUCUUCCAAGCUUCUUCUCUCCGCACGAACCUGUGGCACAUCCUUUUUUUCCAAUUUCAAUAAGGAACUUUGGAUACAUCAAUUCGAGAAGUAUUGCGCGUCCUAAGUAACUUCUUGUAUUUUUAAGACAUUCAUUGCCUUCCUUCUCCCAUUCCUUCUAUUAUAAUUAGUUCCUUUCCGCCAUAUGCCAUACAUAUAUCCCCCCACGCUUUCCAAGUCUUAAAUAUCUACCUACAUAGAGUAUUAUUGGGCGCCUUAGUAUUACAUCUAUAACUAUGUACGACAUGAACCAGAAUAUAUAACGCCUACAUACAUCACAGCACAUCCGGCACUGUACAGUCGGCCACUGAUUCUUAGUUUGGUCAUGAGGAAGGAUGUGAGACUUGUUAACGACAUAACGAUCAACUCUAUUUCAGAGUGAAGGGUUAGAAAUAUUGGUGGUGGUUUGUUCAGUAGUGACUCUUCUCAGCUUCCGACGUCUUGGAGUUCUCGAACAGGAAAAGAAAGAAAGAAAGAAGAAGAAGAAAAAGAAGAAAAAGAAAGAAAAAAGGAUCCGAGGAAAGAUUGGUUCAAUUUUCAUUUAAUAUACCCAUCUCAACACUUUACCGGGUAAAUAUGAGCGUUGCGUCUCUCCCUGGAAUUCAACCCAUCAUCAUGUCACGACCUCAAGUCGGCAUCGAACGACUACCAAGUCGCCGCAUGAGCAGUGAACCACGCGAAGCGAUGAACUGCAAAUCAUGUCGGAAGCGGAAAAUCAAAUGCAACCGGCUACGUCCGUCCUGCGAAGCUUGCCAAGUCUUCCAAAGCCCAUGUAUCUAUGAUGCGAUACCCAAGAAACGGGGACCAAAGACAGACGUGCUAGAAGCAUUGCUGAAGAGAGUAGAUGGUCUAGAGGCGCAACUAAAAGACCACAGAACUACAGACGUCUCACCAAGCGAAGAACAGCCACUACGGUUGACCACUGAAGAGCCCCAUGCUGGGUCAGCAGUGAUCAAAUCGGCUUCCGAGCCGAGAUCAAAGCGUCCAAUCCUGGACAUGUCUCGGUCAACGGAGACCACUCCCGAAUCCACCAUAUAUUCACCUACAAUCAACGGUGAAGCCUCACCCAACAUACAGGUAGAUACACUCAUUAACACUUACUUUAAUCGGUUCCACGCGAAACCCUAUCAUAUCCUUGAUGAAGAAUCGGUGCAGCAGCGAAUACAACUCAACCAGCUGCCCGGUUAUCUACUCCACGCCAUCUAUGCUGUUGCUACCAGAUGCACCCCCCAUCCCGCAGGCUAUCAGUCUGCAGUCAAACAGAGCGAAGAGUAUGCAUCAAGAUCAAGGGGUGAGAUUGAUAUAGAUGAGCCUUCCAUUGAUGCACUUCAAGCCCUGCUGCUCCUUGUCACUGCCUUCACCGCUGCCAACAACGGCAAAAAGGCUUAUAUGCUCUUAACGAACGCCAUUGGUAUGGCCAUGGCCCUCGAGUUACAUCGAGAGGUCAAUUUACAGGUGCAGAUAACUACUGUAGAGCGAGAAACGAGGAGACGCUUAUUCUGGACGUGUUAUCUGCUUGACAGAUUUAUGGCCUGUGGCUCAAAACGCCCCUGUCUCAUUAGUGAUAGGAUGAUCCUUCUACGUUUACCAUGUUGGACUUCAAGCCCCUCCUCUAUUCCGGUUGAGGGAGAUUUCUUUCAAAAUGGCUCGAACCUUCAGCAUGUACAAGGGAGUGGUAGAAAGUCACAAGGAAGUACCGGCAUGCUCAUCGACAUUACUCGCAUCCUAGGAACGACGAACAGAUACCUGGCGGCAGGUGGAGUCAAAGGCGACUCUCAUUUCCCAUGGCAUUCACUCUCUGAAUUAUCCAAGAUCAGACAAGACCUCGACGUAUGGGCUUCCGGCACUGAUGAUGUCUUCUCAAGCGUUGAUACCUUGUUUGGUCAGUCUGAUUCGACCGUGCUGGUUCUCAGCAAGCUCGUAUAUCAUUUAAUACACUGUCUGGUGUAUAGGCCUUUCCUCCCUAUCGACCUUGCCGAGUUAUCUGGUACAGGUCAGCAUCAGUCUUGGCAAAUAGAAGCCACCAAUAUAUGUUUCCUCCAUGCCAAUGCCAUUGCUGAACUGGUCGAACUUGGAAAGCAAAUGGCAUGCAUUGAGUGGCCUGCCUUCGUCGGUUAUUGUAUAGCCACUGCCGGAACAGUCCACAUACAUGGGGCACACUAUAAUAAGAACGGAGUUGGAGAGGCGAUGGGCGUAUUCUCCUCCUCAUCCGAAUUUCUAUCCCGGGAGCUUCAACAAUUAACCGAACUCAGCUACUCAUGGGCCACCGUACAGCAUCAACGUGAUACUUUGCAGAGUGUCUACAAUGCACAUGCCGAGCUUGUCAAAGGCCUUGCGAAUAAUUCGAUGCGUUAUUCUCCGGCCUUCAAUCUGGAAGACUUCUUCGAUCGUUAUUCAAACUCCGCCAGACCAGGUAGCCGUCUGUUCACAUUUGAUGCAGUGGCCAUAAAUUUAUCAGAUGAUCUCGUCAGUAUCUCAACGGAAAGCUACACGGUGCCUAGUUCAUAUCCUCGCUAUAACACAGAUACGGAACGGUCAAGCCUAAAACGGAAAAUAGCAAGCGAGUUUUCGCAAAGACGGCCUAGCUUUAGGAGUCUGACGCCGGUAACUAUAGGCAAUAACGGUACUGUGACUACCGGGCUACCUACUCCCGGUGGCCAUUCUCAACAAUUCACGUUUACAGCAGCCCCUCAUCCGUCGCCAAUACUACGAACAACUGACUCACAGGCUUGUGCUACUCAGAAUAUGUCAGAAGGUACUGGUCGAAUGGUGCAACGGAGGUCAGCAUCGUUGGAUGACCAAGCUGCCAAUGCUGCUGCUGCCGUCGCAGCUACUACGGCGGGGUUCGAGUCCAUGUCUCGCCAGCAGACUCAGCAACACAUUGAUACGAUGUCGGCUGGGACCUUCCCCUCGGCAUCAUACCAGUACGCAACACCCAGUCCGGAUGACGAAAGCAAUCUUGGUGUGGCCAGCUACGACCCCAUGUUCGGCACGGUACCUACGAAUACGUUUUCCUCUCCCGCAGCCUGGCACGGCGGAGAUGAGGAUCAUCAUCAUCAGCAGAAUCAUCGCAAACAACAAACGCACAACGCAGGACUGAGCCCCAGGGCAGCAGCGGGGGCGGGGUAUCAGAACAACAACAACAACCACAGCCCCGGCGCUGCUGGGCCAGGAGAAGAAAAAGACCCGUUCCUGUGCCUGCUCGAGCAGCUGGCGGAGAACGAGCAUGUCAUCGGGCAAGGCAAGGAGAUUGACUUCUUCCUCACGGGGGUGCAGGGGUGA
Messenger RNA from Hypoxylon fragiforme, 3426 nucleotides. RefSeq lists its product as uncharacterized. Gene Ontology annotation, molecular function: DNA binding; DNA-binding transcription factor activity, RNA polymerase II-specific; zinc ion binding. Gene Ontology annotation, biological process: DNA-templated transcription; regulation of DNA-templated transcription. Gene Ontology annotation, cellular component: nucleus. The coding region runs from base 721 to 3426 and encodes 901 amino acids. NCBI's taxonomy places the organism in Eukaryota, Fungi, Ascomycota, Sordariomycetes, Xylariales, Hypoxylaceae. The record is from RefSeq and is a predicted model, not a curated record. The transcript is spliced from 5 exons.